Molecule: messenger RNA, 1731 nt
Organism: Caenorhabditis bovis
Lineage: Eukaryota; Metazoa; Nematoda; Chromadorea; Rhabditida; Rhabditidae
Source: the annotation of a GenBank genome assembly
AUGGUCGACAGGCCGAGAUCGUUGUCCGGAAUCACUGUGAACAGCGAUGCCGAGUAUCAAGACGCGUUCGAUCAUGUCACCUAUAGCGACUCCCUCGAACUGCUAGACACAAUUUCUGAAACUCAGAUCACACUGAAUCUCUUUAUGAAUAAUAAAUUCGCACUCGCUGAAGAACGAAUGGCCGAAUUAUAUGACCGAAGCAUGUACCAUUCGAUGGGAUAUACGUGCAUUUUAUUCAUCAAAGCGGUAAUGACAGUUGAUAAAAAAGAAAUGGAGAAGGCUGUAGAAGCGUGUCGGGUUUCAUGCGAUGUUAUUGAGAAGUUUCGAGCGAGGCGAAGCUUGACGGAAUCCAUAUUUGGCGCUACCGCAAAGGGCAAAAAACUUACCGAUGAAGAGCUGCACGCCGAACUAUGCUACGCUCAAAUCCUUCUCCUCCGCGCAAUUCUCACAUUUUUCCAUGACGACAAUUUUGCAAGCUUUAUCAAAGGCGCGUUGAAUAUUAGGACGUGCUAUCAGACAUACAAGUAUUGCGAGCGUCUAAUGAAAGAGCAAAGCAUUUGGGUGGGACGAAACGAGCGGGUGAAGCGACAAUUCGAAAGCGGCGUUCAAAUGGGCCUCGGCACGUUCGCCUUGAUGCUUUCAACACUUCCAUCGAAAGUUUUGCGACUUCUAGAAGUUGUCGGAUUCUCUGGAGACAAGGGCGCCGGAAUGCGCGAUCUUCACCAUGUCGCUUCAAUGACCAACACCCUGUAUUCGCCACUGGCGAAACUCAUCUUACUCACAUGGCAUCUCGUUGCUUGCUUCGUUCUGGGAACAGGCCAGCCUGACCUAAAAGUGUGUAAUCAGUUGAUGCCCAGUAUCACUCAUAUGUGGAAGAAUGGCGCGAUCACGUUGUUCAUGAGAGCUCGCCUUCUGUUGGUGUCCGGCGACAUCGAUUCGGCAAUUUUCUAUUAUAACAAGUCGAUUGAUUCGCAAUCGGUUUACGAGCAAUUCCAUCAUGCAUGCUAUUGGGAACUUUUAUUUGCUCAUGGAUUCCAGCGGCGUUGGUCGCACGCGGCAAAUUACGCCAAGAAGCUUUCAGUCGAAUCGAAAUGGAGUCGUUGUGUGUACACUUAUCUGUUGUGCAUCUUCUUCGCUGCCGAUGAGACGGUUGGCGAGAAAAAGCGAAAUGAGACGAUUGGCGUGUUGGCGAGCAAAGUCGACAAAUUGCGAAUGCGAAUUGCCGGAAAAUCGAUACCCGUUGAGAAAUAUUGCGGAAGGAAGGCGAAACGAUUCGCAACAACAAACUCGCUGAUUUUCGCGCAUUAUGAAUUUAUUUAUUUUUGGAAUGGAUUUGAUAUCGUUUGUAAAAGCCCGAAACUGUUGCCGCCGAUUUUGGAUGAUUUGGAUCGGACUUGGGAGAAGAGAAAGGACACCUGCGACAUUGAUGACGAAUGUUUAUAUUAUUUCCUCAAGGGGGUCUGCCUUCGUCAUAUGAAACAUUACGCUCAAGCUGAGGCCAACUUGCAAAAAGUGAUCGAUAAUGAGCAACACAUCGAUGCUUUCACCUAUCUUCCGCCCAACGCCACCUAUGAAAUGGCGCUUAUUCGAAUUAAUGAGGGCUUUCACACCGAUGGAGAGAAAUUGUUGAAUGUGGCGAGAAGUUAUAAAGGAUAUUCGCUUGAAAACAAGCUGCACUUCCGAAUUCAUAGUGCCAUGGAUAGUAUGGGAUGUCGGACACCAAUGCUGUAA